UUCUCUUAUAUGGCAACUAGCGAAGAGCGCCAGGGGACUCUGAAUCUCUUAGUCCUCUCAAAUUUCUUCUCAAAUGGAGAUUUUUGAAUCCAUCCCUAUUGCUCUCAUGGUUGCCCUUCUCUCCAGCCAUCGUUUGAGCUAGGCUUUGCCUAUCUUCUCACUUGGCCGCCGUGUGGAAGUAGGAGGAGCCAGAGAACCCAAUUUUGAUCUUCUUUGAGUUAAUUUACUCUUUGUGUGAUUUAGGUUAUUGAUUUGGAUUUAGAUCUCAUCUGAAUCUGUGAUAAAGGUGACAACUUGGGCAGUGAAUGAAGGAAAGAUCCGAUUUUUGGAGUUUUUUGUUGGUUUUGUGAUUGGGAAAGGAGGGAGCUUUGGCGGCCGGCAUGCGGCGGAGGGCGGCCGAGUUCCGGCGCCCACAGAGGAGGAGGUUUUCUGGAUGGAUCUGGUGGAUGCUUGGGGCUUUCUUCGUUGUGGGUUUGUUUAUGUUUGUCAUUCAUCAUCAUCAUCAUGAGGACACCUUCAGGCCGCCAUUAAUGGAGACCAGUCCUGAAAUUGAGGAAGCAACUGAGAGUAGUUUAAAUUACACACAAGAGUUGUUAAGCAGCACCUCCUUUGCAAGGCAAUUAACUGAUCAAAUGGCAUUAGCCAAAACUUACGUGGUUAUGGCGAAAGAGCAUAAUAACUUGCGACUCGCAUGGGAACUCAGCUCACAGAUCAGGAAUUCCCAAAGAUUGCUCUCCCAAGCAGCUGUCCGAGGGCAAGCAGUCUCUUUGGAAGAAGCGCAUCCUAUAAUUAGAAAGUUGUCACAACUGAUCUACAAGGCUCAAGACUCUCAUUAUGAUAUCAGCACAACAAUAACAACUUUAAAGAAACACGUUCAGGCGCUUGAAGAACGUUUUAAUGCAGCAACAGUGCAGAGUGCCGCGUAUGGUGAAUUGGCUGCUGAGGCGGUGCCAAAGAAUCUCCAUUGUUUGCAUGUUAAGCUGACAAUGGAGUGGUUUAGAAAUCCAUCUCUUAGAAAACUAGCAGAAGAGCAAAGGAACUCGCCUAGACUUGUGGACAAUAACCUUUAUCAUUUCUGUGUCUUCUCAGAUAAUGUGUUGGCAACUUCGGUCGUUGUUAAUUCCACUGUCUCAACUGCUGAUCAUCCACAGCAAUUUGUGUUCCAUGUGGUCACUAACAGGGUCAACUACCAAGCAAUGGCAGCCUGGUUUCUUAUGAAUGACUUCAAAGGAUGUACAGUAGAAGUUAGAGUAAUAGAAGAAUUAAAUUGGUUGAAUGCUUCUUACUCCCCGUUGCUGAAACAGCUAUUAUCUGAAGAAGGAACAAGCAAAGGUGAAGUGAAUUUCAGGCAUCCAAAUGCUCCAUCUUUACUGAAUAAUCUGAGAUUUUAUGUCCCAGAAUUACUCCCGCUCUUAGAAAAGGUUGUUUUUCUCGAUGAUGAUGUUGUGGUGCAAAAAGACCUGACAUUGUUAUUCUCUCUGGAUUUACAUGGAAAUGUAAAUGGUGCUGUGGAGACUUGCCUCGAAGCAUUUCAUCGGUUUUAUAAGUAUCUGAAUUUCUCCAAUCCGUUAAUCAGUUCAAAAUUUGAUCCACAAGCUUGUGCUUGGGCGUUUGGAAUGAACAUAUUUGAUCUGAUUUCAUGGAAGAAGGCUAAUUUGACUGCACGGUAUCAUUAUUGGCUGGAGCAGAACACAGACAGAAUGCUUUGGAAGACUGGGACACUUCCUCCUGGCCUUCUGACAUUUUAUGGGUUGGUGGAACCUCUUGACAGACGAUGGCAUGUGUUGGGCUUAGGCUAUGACAUGGAUAUCGAUGAUCGUCUCAUUGAAAGCGCUGCAGUGUUACAUUUCAGUGGCCAUCUGAAACCAUGGAUGAGAUUAGCAAUAGGCAGGUACAAGAGUUUAUGGGAACGGUACAUCAAUUAUUCACACCCGCAUCUAAGGGAUUGUAUCGUUCACUAAAUCAUCAUAAAAUUCUUCAGUAAUCAGAAUAGGACAUAAUUUCUCCAUGAAGAAGACACAACCAUGUGAACUCCAUCCCUUCAAUUCGGGUUCGUGAUCCAAAAUGAAACAAAGAUCAAUCAAUGUGCUGCUACCUUACGGCCGAAGAACUUGCAUUUACCAUGUGGUAGAUCAUCACAUGUUUCAGUCUGCAGAAACACAUUAAACAUUACUGACAGAAUGCGGGCUAUUAUCAGAAACCUUUUUUGUUAUUUCUCAUUCAAAUUAAUUUGGACCACUUGGUUUCGAUAUAAUAUUUAAUAAUUCACGCUUGACUAGAUUUCCUUCUUAGUAUUUCCUUUUUUUUUUUCUGCAACUCACUUGACCAACAUUGGCCAAUUUCACACUAAAAGACAGAAAGAUUUGAGAAGAAGAUACAUUGAAUCUUCUGGCACUUGGUAGUCAAUGAUUUAAGUUAGUCAAUUGAAGAAGGAAUGCUUAUCCCUUGAUCUUGAUUGGUUCCAACUUGGCGGCCAAUUUCUUUGUUUAAUGAU
Molecule: messenger RNA, 2494 nt
Organism: Dioscorea cayenensis subsp. rotundata (Guinea yam)
Lineage: Eukaryota; Viridiplantae; Streptophyta; Magnoliopsida; Dioscoreales; Dioscoreaceae
Product: hexosyltransferase GAUT11-like
Exons: 3
Coding region: 381-1961 (526 amino acids)
Molecular function (GO): polygalacturonate 4-alpha-galacturonosyltransferase activity
Source: RefSeq, a predicted model, not a curated record